Molecule: messenger RNA, 384 nt
Organism: Iphiclides podalirius (scarce swallowtail)
Lineage: Eukaryota; Metazoa; Arthropoda; Insecta; Lepidoptera; Papilionidae
Source: the annotation of a GenBank genome assembly
AUGGAUAGGCGCUCGCUCGAGGGGCCGGAGCCGAUCAAUAGCGGAAUAAAACAAUCUACGGAGACAAUGCCGGAUUUUAACGUCAAUAACCGAGGUGAUAAGAAACGCAUAGCCGAAAGGAAAGUAAACAUAGGGCCUCCGCCAGAUACGAGGUCCACUCUGAGAGGUUUCCAUCGCACGCGGCAUUUAUCGGUAGAUGGGAUCUGGGCGGGGAGGUGGCGUGAUGGAUGCUGCAGGAAAUUGAGCCGCCGCCGGAAAUCGGCGCCGAGCAUCGCUCAUCUCGCCAGGCAGCGGCCGCGCGAUAAAGCCCUCACCCGAUGCGCCAUUCUAAUGGGGGAUAAGGCGCGUAAUGGACCAUCGUCGCCGUCUGUUGAUGGCGUCACU